AUGGUGAAAAAACAAACUGAUACUAGCAUAACACAUUUUCGUUCUGGUAUGAGUCAUGAUGAACCUAAUUUAUAUCGUUAUAUUAUGCCAUGGGAAGCCGAAUUCAUUGAUUCACAACGUGUUUGGGCUGAAUAUGCACUUAAACGACAAGAAGCUAAUACAUUAAAUAAACGUUUAACAUUAGAUGAUCUUGAUGAUUCUUGGGAUAGAGAAAUUCCAUGUAUUAAUAGAUUGUUUCAGAAAGAUCGACAUGUACUUGCUUAUGAUAAAGGUUGGCAUGUACGAAUUGAUUUUAAACAAUAUCAGAUUCUCAAACAAAAUCCAUUUUGGUGGACAUAUUAA
Rotaria sp. Silwood1 is the source of this 342-nucleotide messenger RNA. NCBI's taxonomy places the organism in Eukaryota, Metazoa, Rotifera, Eurotatoria, Philodinida, Philodinidae. The record is from the annotation of a GenBank genome assembly.